AUUUGGAGGCGGAGAUGUCAAGGGUUGUGACAGUGACCCGUGUUAGCAACGGUAACACUCUGGUCGACGUUUCAGCGAUAAGGUGUUCGCUCUCUUCCGUAGUGGGCGACAGCGCUUUGCUUCUGCUCCUCUGCACUCGUCGUUCUGGUUAGUUCGUACCUUAUUCGACCCGCAUACUGCUCACGCCGCUCAGACAUGAGACUUUAAGACUAUUUCUUUCCAAAUCGUCUGACUGGCCCCCUCCUCCCGACACUCUUUUACACCGCAUUCUUUCUCCACUAUGGUCCACCACCACGCGCGUAUCAUCCACAACAAACGGCAGGAUGUCCCGGCAGCACCCACUGCUCUCGGCCUGACCGCUGCAUCCGUGGCAGUCAAUACAGCUGCAAUCACACAAGAGUCGCUCGCCAUCGACACCAACGCUGUCACUAAUGCUGGUCAAGCGACCGCCGUCGUUGCAUUCUCUGCUGCAGCUACUGCCACGACCUCUGUACCAGUUGCACCAACCGUAGCCGCGGAUCCAGCAAAUGCCACCGCCCAGCCGAGCGCCGCGGCAGGCGCUUCGAAAUCCGACAUCUCCAUUGGCACCGUCAUCGGUGCCUGUGUCGGUGCUCUUCUAGGAGCAAUUAUCAUUGUGUUGCUUGGUCUCUGGCUCUUCCGUCGCGGGAGCCAGGUGCCGGCACGACGCCCCUCGAAUGCGCACAAAGGCGACAAGGAGCGUGCCUGGGCUAAGAUGGAGGACAGCCACGACGACGACAAGUGGGAAGGCAAAGACGAGGGUGUGCAGAGCAAAUACCAGAAGAACGGCGUCGUCAGUGUGCCGCCUAUGGAGAAACUCACCAUGUUCAAGAAGGGCACCCCGAGCAUGUGGACGAAUUACACCACAUUUCCCGAGCCUCCCGCGGCUCAGUUCGACCAUCCGUUUGCUGCGUACCACCCCAAUCUCGCCAAGGACAUGGCUCAAGCGGAUUCGCAACUGCCGGCUUCACCCCAACCUUUCCUCCCACGGGUGGAAGUUCCUUCUAUUUCCUGGGAUGGCGACACGGUCGCCCAUGACUCCUUCCUGUCUCUCAAAUCCAACUCGACUCCUCCCAUGUCUGCCAGCGCUGAUUUUGCUAUCCCGACGCCUCAAUUGACGUCUUCGGAACCGCAUCUUUGGCAUUCUGUGGAGAUCGAGGAUUUCGAUACCCGGGAUCCAGCGCGGGCGUCCUCGAUUGCGGAACCGAUACUCCGUCGGAAGAGCCUCAACAACCCGUUCUUCGGCGCAAGCGAGCGGGUGUCGAUGCAGUCAGCACGGUCUCGCACGCCGUCCCUUUCCCGAGCGAACCACAGCGUCCCCGAUCCAGUGCCCGUGGCGAUGCCGGCUAUCCCGGCAUCAGCCUGGACGCGAGAGGAGAAGGGCAAAUAUCGCGUCUCCACGCCACCAAGCCCGACCAGCAGUGUCGGGACCAUCCGUGCUUUGCCGCAUCGCGAGUCGGAGAAUCCCUUCAGUGAUCCGAGUGACGAGUUUGUCGCUCCGAUGAUUCGACUGCCGUUUGCCAAGCCCGAGCACCACUCGCAAGCGUCGCAGGACCAUGCGCUGGCGUCGCUGAUCGCUGCAUUGGGGCCGUCCGCGAGCGCUGACGAUGUGCAGGAGCGUUUGCGGGUCAGCAUGCAGCCUUCGAUCGCCAGUGUGUCGAGCUACACCGACGGCGACAACGAGACCUUGCAUCAGUCCUGGCCCGUUCCACCCAACCAACAUUGAGCUAGCCUCUGCCAUCUGCCUUUCUUCCGACAUCUUGCCCGUCCCUCUUGUUAACUGCCGCUGAUGCUCUAUUACCCUACAACCAAGCUCGCGGUCUUUCUUCGCUUCCCGUGCUCUCUAGGCAUGUGUUAUUCGCCUUGCCUCGAGCCCACACAGUCGGAGCCCCGGGCACCUUCCGACCUUUUUACUUUGACAUCUAUCUCAACCUCUCGUGAUGACGUUGAACGUUGAACUCGAAUCGUACCCGCUAUCUUGUUUUCGCCUACGUAGCAGAACUUGUACACUAGCAAGUAGUAGAUAAUCUUUGCAGCACAUGGUUUGCAGAACCCUUCCACCAUCAGUCGUUCGCUCCUCCAUCACGCCUGUGACCAGGCUUCCUCAGUCCGAUGAGCAUGCCCGGCCCGGAUGUCGUCGAAUGGGAGAAUCGCUACGUUGCGGACGACUACCCGCACUCCUCGUCCCUAUGCGUACUCUGUUGGCUGCGUUUGCCCUCUUCUUCUGCGGAGCCUUGGCUGGCGCUCCGAAAAACCUGACCAUCCAUGGACCUGCUUCGCUUCCUGCCAAUGCGUCCGGAAUCUUGCACCCCGCUUUGGCCAGCUUCAGCAUCGAGACGGCCUUCUUCAUCGAGUACCUGGGCAACACGUCCGCGCCCAACACGCUCACGAUCAACCUGCUCGAGAACCUCAAGGCGCGGACGGGCGUGCCGGCGCAGAUCCGCAUCGGCGGGAUCACGGCGGACUCGACGUACUGGGACGCGUCGCUGGAGCCGGCGAUCUUCAAUUUCGUUGGCAGCACCGGGACGCUGUUCAACACGACGAUCGGGCCUCGGUUCUGGGACGCCGCGCGGACGUUGCUUCCUGAGGGCACCCAGAUCAUCGUGAAUCUCGAUCUGCACGACUUUGCGUACUCUGGAGCGCUUGCGGUCGCGGAGUCUGCGGUGACGGGCCUCAGUCCCGGGCAGCUACUCUCAUUCGAGAUUGGCAAUGAACCAGACCACUACAGCCCUCUGCUCUCUGCGGCGGCCUACACGGCCGUCUGGGAGCCAUGGUCCAAGAACAUUUCGCAAGUCUUGGGAUUUUCUACCCCCAUGUUCCAGGUGGGUGCCACUGCCGAAGAUCCACUCUGGCCGUACGGGAGUGCGACGGCGAAUGCCCAGCUUGAUUGUGUGAGUGCCUUGAAGGCGGGCUCCGACGCGGCUGGGACGGUGCAAUCUUGCAGCGAGCACACUUACCAAUACAGUGUCUGCGACCCUGUCCGAACGGCAGUAGCGACUUUGCCCAACUUGGUUAAUCAUACCCGGCUCGCAAUGUAUCUUGACUUGUGGCAGCCGCGCAUCGAAUCAGUCCGGGCCCAGCUUGGACCAGAUGCCUUCACCAUCGGGGAGUACAACUCGGUCUCGUGCUCCGGAAAGGACGGCGUUUCCAACACGUUUGGUCAAGCAUUGUGGCUGCUCGAUACGACGUUGUACGCUGCGUCGAUCAACGUGUCCCGGUUGUACAUCCAUCAAGGCGGCCCUCUGGCGCUGCAGUCGGCAACUCAGCUCAAUCAUGGCGGCCUGUCGCGCUACAAUCUAUGGUAUCCGGAAGACGCUGCGAAUGGGGAGAAACAGGUCUUCCCGUCUUACUCUGCCUACCUGUUUGUGGCCGAGGCACUCGGGACGUCUAAGACGCUGAGGGUCUCCAACAUCUAUCCCGGGCGUCAGUCAAACGGAUCCACGAUCACUCCUGCGGAAGGCGAUGUCAGCGCCGGACAAAGCGUCGUAUAUGGCUUCUGGGAAGAAUCGAGCCAUGCGUUCCCCACGAAACUGGCACUGCUCAAUCUCCAGGCGUUCAACCAGUCGGAGACAGGGUCUCGCCCGACCACCGUAUUCGAUAUUUCGGCGUACCUGCCACCGAAAACAAAGACGGUCUCGGUCAAGAGGCUCCAGGCCCCGGGUGCGGACAUCAAAUUUGGAAAUUUGACGACAUGGGCUGGGCAGACUUUCGCUCUCGAUUCAGAUGGGCUUGCCCAGGGCAAAUUGAGAGUGGACACUAUCCGCGGCGGGAAGAUUGAGGUUGAGGCAUCUGGAGCAGCGUUGAUUACCUGGUAGUGUUUUUCACGAUAUUCAUCUAGGAUAGUAUAUGGCAAGCAUU
Mycena citricolor is the source of this 3876-nucleotide messenger RNA. The record is from the annotation of a GenBank genome assembly. Lineage: Eukaryota; Fungi; Basidiomycota; Agaricomycetes; Agaricales; Mycenaceae.